AUGGUAUAGGUCAUGGAUUCUUACCUAGGAGUUUAUAAUACCUCUUCUAUAAUAUAGGUUCAAGAUUAGAAUAAAUCAGCUGACGAAUAUUAUAAACUGGUAAAUCAACUCACUUCAUAAACUUUAUAGAGCUCAAAUAUAUAAGUCACUAACUAACUAGUGAUUUUAAGCAUCAUAGCAGAAGACAUUAGUAAAAACAAUUAACUUUCAUAGCAAAUGAAUGAUUUAGAAACACUACUGAUUUAAAAUAUAUAGCAACUCUCUUUCUAAAUACCUAAAUUCUCCCUUUUGUCUACAUUUGCGAACAAAGUAACUGCUUAGCUAUCAUAACUACUCUUUAGCUCAUCUUAAUAAAACAAUGUUACCACAUAGAAAAAUAAAAUAUUUGGUUAACU
Molecule: messenger RNA, 395 nt
Organism: Tetrahymena thermophila SB210
Lineage: Eukaryota; Ciliophora; Oligohymenophorea; Hymenostomatida; Tetrahymenidae
Product: kinase domain protein
Exons: 1
Source: RefSeq, a predicted model, not a curated record